Messenger RNA from Helianthus annuus (common sunflower), 1107 nucleotides. Its product is annotated as pentatricopeptide repeat-containing protein At3g62890. The record is from RefSeq and is a predicted model, not a curated record. Lineage: Eukaryota; Viridiplantae; Streptophyta; Magnoliopsida; Asterales; Asteraceae. The coding region runs from base 1 to 1107 and encodes 368 amino acids. The transcript has a single exon. Gene Ontology annotation, biological process: RNA modification. Gene Ontology annotation, molecular function: protein binding; RNA binding.
AUGUAUUCGAGUUAUAAAGCUAUUGAAUUAGCUAAACAAGUGUUUGAAGAAAGCGCGUACAAGAAUGUUGUGUGUUGUACUAGUUUGAUAACGGGGUGUUUUAGUAACGGGCUUAUUGAUGAUGCUUGUAAGGUGUUUGAUGAAAUGCCUGAGAGAAAUGAUGUAUCGUAUAGCGCGAUGAUUUCUGGGUUUGUGAAGAAUGAACUUUUCAAUGAAGCAAUCCAUUUGUAUCGUCGGAUGAUAAAUUGUGGCGUAGGGAACCCUAACAAGUCUCUUUUGCUGAGCGUUCUCAAUGCUUGCGGUGCGGUUGAUGCUUUUGAAAUAGGAAGAAGUAUACACUGUCAAUUAGUUGAAGAAUCGUUUAGUGUAGACGUCGAUUUUGGUACGACGCUGAUCGAUUUCUAUGCUAAAUGUGGGGAUAUAGAGAAAGACAAAGAUAUAUUCAACGCAAUGCCUUAUAAAGAUGUUGUCGCAUGGAGUGCGAUGAUUUUAGGGCUAGCUACAAACGGUAAAAACGAAAUGGCAAUCGAUCUUUUUGAGGAAAUGGAGCAGAAAGGACCGGUUCCAAACGGCAUUACAUUUGUUGCAGUUCUUGUUGCUUGUAAUCACAAAACUUUAUUAAAAAAACCAUGGUCUAUACUUGGUAAAAUGAGCAAAGUUUACGACGUGCAAUUAACAAUCGAGCACUACGGAUGCAUGAUUGAUCUAUUGGCUAGAUCGGGACAGCUGAAAGAAGCGGAGAAACUGACCAAGUUGAUGCCGGUGACACCAGACGGAGCUAUAUGGGGAUCUUUUCUACAUGGGUGUUUAACGCAUAAUGCAAUACAUCUAGCGGAGACAGCUGGAAAACGUUUGUUAGAAUUAGAGCCGACGCACAGUGGAAGGUAUGUCGGGCUUGCUAAUAUGUAUGCGAGUAACGGAAGCUGGGAAGGUGUGAUUAAACUGAGGAAGAUGAUGACGGAAAGAAAAGUUGCUAUUGCUCCCGGUUGGAGUUUUAUUGAAGUCUAUGGGAAUGUUAACAAAUUCUUUGUUGAUAAUCAUUGUCACCCUCAAGCUAAAGACAUCCAUGAUGUCCUAAUGUUACUUAAUAUUGUAUUAAUGAAUUAG